CGCGUGCUGCUGCAUCUCCCUACAGUGCGUUUACAGACUCCUCUUUUUGAGAUGAUGACAAAAAACUCCGCUCCCUCCUUACUAAACAUGAUAUGUUUUUCACACGCAUGAAGGUGGAAUCAGUGUAGAAUGGAGACGCGUCUCGGUCACUUGUUUUUUAUCGUUUUAUCCGAGUGGAUCUGGGUCUUCAUCAUAACUUCAAUCCUGGGCGGUAUAAAAGCGGAGGUAAGGUGCAUUCCCUCGUGCCAGCUGCCCUCCAUCGAAGCUUUAUCCCAGCAGCCAUCCGCGCUCAAUUUGUCCAAUUUUGGUGCGUCCCCUGCUGAAGAAUUUGUUGGAUUUAGUGAGGGGUCACUCGGCGCCAAUGAGGACGAAAACUACAACGUUGCGGAUGUAACCGUGAGCGAAGAAAGUUCAUUCAAAGUACAGCCACGGUCAGAGGGGAGUAGCACAAGUGGUCCGCAGAGGGACGCUUCAAACGGCAAUCGAAAACUUUCCCACCCUUCUGGAAGUGUUCCACGCGCGUCUGUCCCCUCUCCCAACAACGUAACCGAGAAUAUAACCGGUAACGGAAGAUAUAACAGCUUUUAUAUUAAAAACGGUGAUCUGACGGCAACUGAGAACAGGAACGUGGCCAGUUGGAGACGAUUGCGAAGUGCGCGGAGCGCAGAGACUUUGUCCGGAUUCAGGUCUGAGGGCGUGGACGAUGUCUCGGUUUCGGACCAGGAGGAGUUUCAACUCACAAGUUCGACAUUUGCUCUCACCGGGGACACAGCUCACAACCAGGCCAUGGUCCACUGGUCCGGACAAAACAGUAGCGUGAUUCUGAUGCUGACAAAAUACUACGACUUCAACACUGGCAGAGUAACAGAGAGUUCUUUGUGGAGGUCAACUGAUUUUGGGACCACAUAUGAAAAACUUAAUGAGAAAGUUGGGACCAAAACCAUAUUGAGCUACUUAUAUGUGAGCCCAAACAACAAAAGAAAGAUAAUGUUACUGACUGACCCAGAGGUGGAGAGCAGCCUGCUCAUUAGUCUUGAUGAGGGGGCGUCCUAUCAGAAACACAGCUUAGCCUUUGAUAUCCUCAGCCUGCUUUUUCACCCCGAGCAGGAGGACUGGAUCCUGGCUUACAGCCAUGACCAAAAGCUCUAUGUCUCUGUUGAGUUUGGGAGAAGAUGGCAGCUUGUGCAUGACAGCGUGGUCCCCAACAGAUUCUACUGGUCCAGAUUGGGAUUGGACAAAGAGCAAGGAAUGAUUCACUUGGAGAUCAGCAUCUCAGAUGGACGGUCGCAGUACAUAACUUGCAAACUUCAGAAUUGUUCUGAUGGAAACAAAGGCAAGCCUUUCCCUGGAUUUAUUAUCCCUAAUUCCCUCGUGGUUCAGGAUGAAUACGUUUUUAUCCAGGUGCCAGUAGGUGGCCAGUCUGUCCAUUAUGUGUCAUAUAAAAGAAGUGCUUUCUACCCAAUGAAAUUACCCAAAUACACCCUCCCCAAGGACUUGCAGAUCAUCAGCACAGAUGAUAACCAGGUGGUGGCAGCGAUUCAGGACUGGCACCAGAAUGAUUCCUACAACCUGUACAUGUCUGAAUCCAGAGGGCUGUUCUUCACGCUGAUGCUGGAGGAUGUUGUAAGCAGUGGAGGUCCAGAAGACAAUAUCAUGAUAGACCUCUAUGAGGUUGCUGGGAUUAAAGGGGUGUUCCUGUCAAAUAAAGUUGUUGAGAACCAAGUGAAAACUUAUAUCACAUACAACAAGGGAAGAGACUGGCGUCUUCUUCAGGCUCCAACAACCGAUCUCCAAGGAAACCAGGUCUAUUGUGAACAACCUUACUGCUCGCUGCAUCUACACCUUCAUGUUUCAGAAAACCCUUACGCCUCGGGAAACAUUGUCAGCAAAGAUUCAGCUCCAGGAAUUAUAAUAGCGUCAGGUGUGGUUGGGCCUGAGCUGACCAAUACCAAUGUCAGUAUCUUCAUCACAUCUGAUGCUGGAAACACCUGGAGAGAGGUUUUUCAGGAAGAGUACAGUGUGUUUUUCCUAAAUCAAGGAGGAUCUCUGGUGGCCAUCCGACAUACACCACUGCCAAUUAGACACAUUUGGCUGAGUUUUGAUGAGGGCAGAAACUGGGACAAAUAUAGCUUCACCUUCUCCCCACUCUAUGUUGAUGGGGUGCUGGGGGAGCCUGGAGAGGACAUCCUCAUAAUGACGGUAUUUGGUCAUUUCAGCCAUCGAUCUGAAUGGCAACUUGUCAAGAUUGACUUCCGCUCCAUUUUCCAACGACGCUGCACAUCUGAAGACUAUCUGACAUGGCAGUUACACAACGAGGGAGAAGUGUGCAUCAUGGGAAUGAAGAGAAUCUUUCAAAAACUAAGAGCGAAUGUUCGAUGUGUCAAGGCCAGAGAUCAGUAUAUUUCCCAGAUGUCAGACUCUUGCCCAUGCACGGAGACAGAUUUUGAGUGUGACUAUGGGUAUGAAAGGCAGAUUGACGGAAGCUGUGCUCCAGCUUUCUGGUUCGUUCCUUCUGCAGCAUCUCGAAACUGCAUAACAGGGGACAGCUUCUUCAAUACAACAGGAUAUCGCAAGGCUUUGUCUAACAACUGCUCUGAGGGAAGUCUGUCAAAGUAUAGCCCCAGGCAACAGAAGUGUCCCAGUCAGGCUCCAAGAGGUCUCCAGCUUUUCACCAGUGAAGGAACACUGGUAACAACACUGGCAAGGAAUGUCACCUUCUUGGUGUUUCUGGAAGAGGGUCUUGGCUCCAUGACAAGUAUUACAGUGGACUUUGGCGAUGGAACUGCCAUAUCCUUUGUUAACAUAAGCUCCAUCGAUGACGGGAUCAAACAUGUUUACAGUAAAACUGGCAUCUAUCAAGUUUCAGCCACAGCAAGCAACAGUCUGGGUUCUGACAGGGUUGUACUUUAUCUCCACGUCUCCUGUCAGCUUGAGCAGGUUCAGCUCUCUGCUCCUUUGGUGGCCGUGAAGAACAAAGCAGUAAAUUUCACAACAGCACUUCAUCCCAGCAGUGUGGGAACAGUCACUUAUUUCUGGUGGUUUGAUAACAAGACAGAGCCUUUCGUGACACUUGAUGGAGCAAUCUCCUUCACUUUCUCCAAGGAGGGAAGUCACAGUGUAACUGUUCAGGCUUCAGCUGGUAACACUGUCCACCAGGACCAAAUGAGGGUGACAGUUUAUGAUUAUUUCCUCUCACACGCUUUGGCCUUUUCCUCUAAUCUGGACGAACUGAACCCCGGGGUGCUUGAGUGGAGAGAGGACAUCGGCAGAGUUGUGAAGAGCUGCAUGGUUCAGGUCACAGGGAUCAGUGAGGAUCAACUGCUGGUCACAGUGCUCCCGGGUUUACCAACCGCUGCUGAGGUUUUUAUCAUACCUGAGAGGAGGUCAAGAGACCGGGCCAUGGAUGAAAAGUGGGCACAUCUUGAUCAGCUUUCCCAGGUUUUGCUAAGUGCUCUGAACCAAGACCUCAUCCAGUUCACACUCAAACUGGGGGUGCAGGUGAAUGUGUAUGCUACACAGCUGUCUCCAGCUCCUCUUGUGGACAGCAGUGACAGCUUGCACAGUAGCACUGCAGUCAUCAUGCUCGUGUCAGUGGUACUGAUGGGCUUGGCUGUCUUUGUAAUAUUUAAAUUUAAAAGAAAGAUUCCGGGUGUGAACACAUACACAGCAGAGCAGCCGGACAAAGAACAGGAGGUCAUCCCAACAGUGACUUCUUUAGCCGUCCCAAACCCUGAGGGGGACAAGCUGACCUCAGUGGAUCAUGUGGCUGUACAGCUGGACUCAAACAGUAGAGGCUACCUGCCAUCUCACACAGACAUCAAGCUCUCUGAUGAAGCGCCCCAUGUGUUUUAAUGUUUGGAGUCUAUGACCGACUCGAAAGCAAUACAUCUUCUUUGGCAGUUACUUCCAGCAAGCUAGGAAACCGCGGUCACAAUGACUGGUCUCGAGUGUUUUGCUACCCAUGCAUGGAUGGACCAGUUCACACUGUGCUGCCUAAAUCCCUCCAAGGAGACUGUACAGAUUUAUACUUGCCUCUUGAAAAGGAACACUUUUUGACUGAAAUACUUGUAUUUUUGCAAGGACAUUGAUCUUUUUAUGUAAAUAAUGUACAUCCAUAAUGGAAGAAGUAACAGUUAUUUGUCUCAGCUGGUUACAGCUGCGUCUGCGCAAAGCAUCAAACAGCAGCCCGAGAGACAUUUGGAAUAAUAUCUUCAAAAUAUUCUCUUGUUUCUGUUUUUGGACUUGUCUUUGUGAUGUUUACUUUAUGCAGCUAUGUGGAACUAACUUAUCUGAGUAAGACAGUGAGGGAAGCAGAUUCAUUAAGCUCUUUGCAAUCAGUAAAUCUUAUCACCAGAUGCUCAUCAAAUGAAAGCUUCCAAUAUCCAGGAGGUGACAGGCUCCCAGUCCCAGAUCUGUGUAUUCUAUCAAGCCUGUCUCAGCAGCUCAAAAUAUUUUAUGUCAUAACAAAAAAAAAAAAGGAUGAUAGCAGAUACGUAUAAACAGAAGAUGAGAAUCUGAGCUGUCCCUCUUGCAUUGGAGACACAAAAAAAGUAAUUUUAAUAACUGAAACAUGAUAAAUCUGGCUUUGGCCGAUUUAAAUCAUUCAUGUAACUUAUUAUUGCAGCAGUGAUUUUGUAUUUGAUUGUCAUACGGUCAUUUUGACUGCAUACUUGUGUUCCAUAUUAAUUUGUUGCUAGAAGCAUUUCUUGUACAUUCUGUUUUCUACAAUAACAUAAAAAGUCAAUUUACUGAAUAAUUCCUGUUUAAACAAGCAAAAAGCUCCAGUGCAACAAAUGCUUAUUGUAAUGCAGUAAAAAAUAAUAAUGAUAAUAAUAAUAAUAAUAUGUUUUUGCUUUAAUUAUUUAGUUAUUUUUUUUCUUUUGCUUCAUCAACACAAGGUUAAAAGACUCUUUCAUCAUAAUCAUAUACUUUGAACUGAUCUCACUGUGACGGUUGUGGUGCAUCAUCAACACUAAAAAAAAUUCUUUAUUUAUUCUGGGCUGUUUAGACAUGAUACCAGUAUCUACAUGCAGUGUUCACCCUUCCAGUUUGCGGUGAUGCAGAGGAGCCUGCAGUCUGUUUUAGGUUUGCCCCUAAGGAGUAAGUGGACAAAAGGCUGCAGAUUUGCUCAUCUCCUUCUCUGCAAGGGACACGGAGAGAGAAGACGUAUCAUCUGUCAACGUGGCUCAGCCUACUCUCACAGCUUCGGUCAGCCGCUGUCUCUUUGGGAUAAGCACCGAAGUUCUUCUUCAUCAAACUUUUCUUUUUAAGUCUUGUCAGCAUCAUAUGUCAGUAAGACAAAUUGACCGGAGGCUUCUUCAUACUUCUUCGCUGCAAUCCUCUGAUUGAGCCAGAAGCAUAAAUAAACUCAGACGAACUCUCCACAAAAUUGUCAGAAUUUUUUUUUUUAUUUAAUUAAUUUAUUAAUUUAUUUUUUGUGAUUGAUAUUUAUUAAUCAACUUGACUUUCUUCAAGUUUAAAUAAUUAACCUGUGAAUAUAAGUGUGAACACAUUUGCAUGAUCUUUUUUUUUUUUCUUAUUCAGCUACUCGAAGUGUGUCUUAAGUAGGAAAAAAAAAUGUUAAAAUGUAACUGGAGUAUUUUCUGUUUCUAAAGAAGCUAGACAACUCAUUUAUUACAAGUGAAGUGAUUAUUCAGUGGGUUGUUAUUGUGUUUUUCCAUUUGCAGAAGUAACCAUGGUUGCAGAAUAAAGCAGAAACACCAACAGUAA
Molecule: messenger RNA, 5730 nt
Organism: Melanotaenia boesemani (Boeseman's rainbowfish)
Lineage: Eukaryota; Metazoa; Chordata; Actinopteri; Atheriniformes; Melanotaeniidae
Product: VPS10 domain-containing receptor SorCS1-like
Exons: 27
Coding region: 130-3852 (1240 amino acids)
Biological process (GO): post-Golgi vesicle-mediated transport
Cellular component (GO): Golgi apparatus; membrane
Molecular function (GO): protein binding
Source: RefSeq, a predicted model, not a curated record